This is a messenger RNA of Mercenaria mercenaria, 5425 nucleotides long. RefSeq names its product fibrinogen C domain-containing protein 1-like. The record is from RefSeq and is a predicted model, not a curated record. The transcript has 15 exons. NCBI's taxonomy places the organism in Eukaryota, Metazoa, Mollusca, Bivalvia, Venerida, Veneridae. Bases 146 to 1765 code for a protein of 539 amino acids.
AUUAGGAUGUAACUUAACUUGCGAACACAUCACCAGGAAUAUUGUUCUGUGCAUAUAAUUUAUACAUUUUAGGCUGACAUUUUCGCAGAGGAAGAAUAUUUCAUUAGAAAAUCGCAAGGAGUGUUACACAUUAAAUAGUGAAGAGAUGUUUUUUUCAUAUUAUACCGUUCUUUUUGCAUUUGGGUUGACUGUGUAUGGACGAGCAUUAUCACUAGAAUGUUCCAGUUGCUCUGGUGUCCAGGACAUGCAAGAAUGCAACACAACGAGAUCUUGCUCAGACAGACAGGUUUGUUACAAAAAACGGGAAUAUACUGGAAAGGUUCAAUUUGACCUCGGAUGUGUUGAUAAACAACAUUGUGGUGAGUAUGCCAAAAUACCAAAUGGAACGAUGGGUGUGAGCAUGGCAGGUGGUCAAACACAGUACUGUUAUGAGUGUUGUUCAACUGAAAACUGUAACAGAAAUUUGUGUGAUCAUACACAUCAUUCUUCUUGUGUUGAUGAUGAAUCAUUUGACUGUGCUUUAUUAAACUCUAUGUUCAGCAUCUGCAAGAAUAUUGAAAAAGCAAAGCGAAUCUGCCCAAAAUAUUGCGACCAAUGCAACGUGGUCGAUGGGAACUGGUCUCCAUGGACGUCAUGGUCAGGAUGUGACGUCACAUGUGACAAAGGAACCCGUUCGCGUGUCCGAACAUGCACAAAUCCAGCACCACAAUAUGGCGGUCUUAAUUGUUCUGGAGAUAGUAUUGAAUUCAAAUUGUGUCACAGGCAACUCUGUCCUGUACAUGGGGGCUGGAGUGAAUGGGUUGCGUGGAGUUCAUGCUCUGCAACUUGUGGGGUAGGGAUGCAGAGUCGUACUAGGACUUGUACCAACCCUGUUCCAGAUCGUUUCGGAGACCAUUGUUUCGGACAGAGUCUUGAAGAUAGAUUGUGUUAUCCAGGACAGUGUAUAAGUGUUUGGUCAGACUGGCAAUCCUGGAGUUCUUGUAGCGUAGAAUGUGGCGGUGGUUUUCGAACACGAUCCAGGACAUGCUCGAAUCCAUCACCCUUCAUAUCAAAAGGCACUUGCCCUGGGAAUUCCACAGAUAUUGGUUCUUGUGUCCAUGUUAAAUGCAAUACCGACUGCUAUGAAGUACUCAGCAAACAAAACAAUGCAGAAAGUGGGGUGUAUUCAGUAAAGUUGUGGAAGUCCAAGCAAACGAUACAAGUAUAUUGCGACAUGGACACUGAUAACGGAGGCUGGACUGUUUUCCAAUAUCGCUUUAAUGGGAGUGUUGAUUUCUACAGAAAUUUUACGGAAUAUGAGAAUGGGUUCGGUAAUUUGGAGACAGAGUUUUGGCUAGGUCUUAAAAGUGUUCAGGAAAUGGCAUCUCAAGGUAAAACUGAGUUAAGACUGGAUCUAACAGCGGCUGAUGGUACUACUGUUUAUGAAACUUUUCAGAACUUCUACCUUGACGAGGGCCCAAACUAUACUCUUCAUAUAGAUCCUGGAACGGGCACAGCAGGUGAUAGCCAAGGGUUGUCGUAUAAUAACGGUCACCAUUUUUCAACUUACGACGUUGACCGUGAUGCAAAUUCUCAAAAUUGCGCUGUCAGUCGCCAUGCUGGUUGGUGGUAUAAAAGCUGCUCCUACGUCAACCUGAAUGGAGAAUAUGUAACACCAGGAACAAAGAGAACAAACGGUGAAUUGGGUGGAAUGGUCUACAAUGGUGGAAUAUUUCAACAUACGAGAUCGCUUAAAGUCGUUAAAAUGAUGUUUCGACAAGUUUGAAAAUCAAGAACAAUAUUUGAUACAAAUGAAACUCACACCGCAAGACUUCAUUUCCUACUACAUCUUUAAAUAUAACCAGCACCAGAUAGUGAUUCCCAGGUGUUUGAAUUAAAUGGGACCAUGAAAAGUAGAAAUCUUCCACACGCGCUAAACUAGUAUCCAGACAAAAAUGACAAUUAAAUUGCUUUUAUUUUAAGAUCGGAAUAAGUGAUUAAACUAAUUUACAAAACUCUUUAUCAUUAAUAUUUCCAACAACGCACAUUAGAAAUAAACUGACUUUCAAAAGCACCGCCGUGAAACCUACUUUCAAUUACUUAUAUUUCGUAAUUCAGAUUUUAUAAUAUAUGUAAUUAAUACCGUGAAAUUGAAAAUAACUCAUGUCAUCAACACAAACAUACAGUUAAAUUCUUUCCUGUCCCCGCUGGUUGUCGCAACAAAUUUAAAGCAUUGAACAUUGAAAAUGCUAUCUACGUGCCUCUUAGACAGAAAGUUGUAUUAUAAACACAGACGAGGUUAAGUUAUAAAACCUAAUGUAGAAACGGUGCUUUUCACAGACACCAAGAAUAAACAUCCGAUUUCGAAUGAUCCGUACUGAAAUGAUUGCGAGAAUAACACCUUAAGAAGCGGUUGUUACAUGUGUCCGGAAACUGGUCCUGUCUAGAUACAAGAACCCAGGGUUUUCACUUCAAAAUCUAUUCUGACAGUGAGUGAUCUAUGCGUGACGGGUAUUGGCAGUUGAAGUAAAUACAUUCAAAUGGAGGCCGUCUGCUUUGUUAAAUUAUAUUUUAGUUUAUAAUCUCAGGAAUGAUAUUUAGUAGAGUGAAUAGUAAAACACAAGACGUGAAGGAAUAUUUAUGUAUGCAUCAUAUCAUACAAACACCUUCACUACUUUAUUCAAAACUGGCGUGGUGACAAUGACAAUGAGCUGUAUGUUUCUUUUUCAGCCUAUUUGAAUUUCGACUGCAAAUUGCAAAGAAAACACGAUUUAGCAUGAUAAAGAGUGUAUAGCUAGUAAUCUGUAUAUUCUCACAAUAAUUAUGUAUUCGUUUAAAAUAUUAAUGUAAUGGUUCGCAAAAAUAUUUGCUCGCUACGUUAGCUAAAUAGGAAGCGCGCAGAUCUACAAACUCUUGAGGUCGAGAAUUCAAUUCCAGGGUUAGGCGUAUGUUCUCCGUGACGAUUCAGUAAAAGACAUUGUUUAUGAAACCAUUUGUCCUUCAUCUCUAAUUCAUGUUGAGAAGUUUACAGUUACUUUUGGAGAACAGGUUAGUACUGGUACAGAAUCCAGGAACACUGGUUAGGUUAACUGUCCGCCGUUACAUAACUGAAAUGUUGUUGGUAAUAAUAAGUUGGAUGAUGGUUAUUACAUGUUUGAUAGCCGUCAUUACAAGUCUGAAGACUAUUACAAAUCUGUUGGCCACUGAAAAUCUGAUGACCAUUACAAGUAUUAUAGCAAUUACAAGUCCGAUUGUCAUUAAGAGUCUUAUGGUCAUUGCAGGUAUGAUGGUCCUUGCAAGUCUGAUAUUCAUGGCAAGUCUGAUGGCCAUUAUAAGUCUGAUGGCCAAUCUGAUGGCCAUUACAAGUCUGAUGUCACAUAAAAAAUCUGAUAGCCAUUUCAUGUCUGAUGGCCAUUGCAAGUCUGACGGCCAUUGCAAGUCUGAUGGCAAUUUCAAGCGUGUUGCAAGCCUGAUGGUCAUUGCAAGUCUAAUCGUCAUUGUAAAUCUGAUGGUCAUUACAAGUCGAAUGGUUGUUGUACAGCUGACACGCAUCAUACGCCUGGAGGAAGUUAUUCGUCUCACCACUUUGUUUCGUCUUACGGCAAUGUGACAGCCAAUGUGUCCCUAAUUCUGAGUCACUAUUUGUCUAAUUUCAAUAUCCAUCUUACAGUCAGUUCACGUUUGGCGGCCAUUACUUUUCUCAUUGCAAUUUGCGGCAAAUGGCAUUAAACGGUAUUCAUUCGUUUCACGAAAAUGUAUCUUACUGAUUGAUCUUGCAGCAAUUCAGAGGCUGAUAACAGUUAUUUGUCUUACAUCUUUUACGACAGCCAAUAUAUAUCUCUCUGAUGGCCAUUCUUCGCCAGAUUGUAAUUAUUCGCCAAACGAAGAUGAUAUAUCGUACAGACAAUAUACUUAUAACAUCCAGUAUGCAUCUGACGAUAAUUACGCAUCUGGCAACGGCCAUUAUGCGCCUUAUGCAUUUAAUAGUCAUCACGUUAUCUAGAUGAUAUACUUAAUAUGGAUAAUCCGUUUUUUUUUCAGUUGUUGGAUAAUAUUUAUCCCCAUGAGCUGCAGUUAAAUAAAACUAACAGCUCGGAUACUACUGCUUCAUUUCUAGAUUUACAUCUCUCUAUUUACGACAAUUUUAUACAUACCAAAAUUUAUGACAAAAGGGAUGAUUUUAAUUUUAGUAUUGUAAAUUUCCCCCAUUUAGAUGGGGAUUUACCCCAGACUACAUCUUAUGGGAUAAAUAUUUCUCAGUAAAUUCGGUUUGCAAGAGCGUGUAGUCAUGUUCAGGAUUUCAAAGAGCGUAACCUAUAUAUUACAAAUACACUUCUUCAACAGGGCUACCGUUAUUAUAAAUUACGUAAAUACUUUGCUAAAUUUUACUAUCGAAAUUCAGAUUUUGUUUUGAAAUACAAUAGCAAUUUAAAGACACUUCUGCGAGAAGGUACGUUUGUAUAUCAAAACCUGUUUUUUAUGGGAAUGUGGUUUACAAACUUCGUAAAAUUUUGGGACAUGGCAACUUUUCAAUUGUAUUUAGUAAAUUCAUUAAACGUUUUAUUAAAAGAGAUUAUGACUUAACUGUUUUGAGACAACCGCAUGUUUGGUGUUCAGCCCUUUUACAGUUGGACGCUACGCUUUCCUCUUUGAUUGUGUCUGACGGAUCAGGUGGAGGACUCUAUGAUAAGUACUUCUUAAAUGCCACCAGGACAGAGCUAUUUUGAUUUCCGUCUUCUGGCCUGUUUCGUCGGGCCCUUAAGGGUGUUUCUCUUGUUGCUCUGUCUUCUGCAAAGGCAUUAUGUACAUGCGUUUUAGGUUCUUAGGAUUGUAUGUAUAUAUACAAGAGCAUUUUUGUGUUUUACAUUACACGCCUUCUGUUGUUGCCUUUGCAUAUGUUAGGUUUUUACCUGGCGGGGAUAACUUUUAUUUACACUGUCCUGUGACUUUGGAACAUGGUAGGGGUAAGGGUGAGGUUAGGUGCACAAUAAAUCGGUUUAAGCUCCCCAGUGGUGGUUUUGCGACUGAUGGUUUUUCCAAGGCGGUGCACUACUGUGUUCCUUUGUUUGUUUUGUCCUUGUGUGUUUACUUUGUGUGUGUGAUAUGCGUGUGUUGAUCCUGUGCGCGUUUGGGGAGGCUGCGUUUUUAGAACGUGGCUGUCCCUGUUGGAUAUUCUUCCAUGUUUUUAUGGCCAUAAUUGGUUUUACAAAAGAGCAUGCGUGUUUCAGGUUUAGCGUCUUUUCCAACAAUUUUUUAGUCAUAUGGACCGACUAGGCAACACCAAUUUGCAGUAGGUACACGUCUGUAAGGAUACAUAUAUGUAGUACUUUUUGCAAGAAAAUGUACGUUAUCUUUCAUAAUAUCUGAAAUUAAUAGCAAAUGGUAUAUUGUUUUCGGACAUGUCUUGCAGCAUUAUGGAGAAAGCUGAUCCAUAUAAAAUGGAAUG